AUGUGUUCAUGUUGUAAUUACAUACUGGCACUAAUAUUGCCACCAUUGGCCGUACUAAUACACGUAGGGUGCACAUGUACCCUAUUGUUGAACGUGGUGCUCACUUUAUUUGGUUGGCUGCCGGGCGUUAUACACGCCUAUUGUGUACUGUGCAGUCCGGAGCACGAAGAGAGGCGCGACUACCCGGUGACCAGUAUUGUUAUAAACGAGGCCAUACCACAGGGCAAUACCACCAUUAUACAACAAGAUCGUCCAUAUUUCCUACCUGGUCAGCCAACCCCAGGACAGUAUUACCAGCCAGAGCCCUUCCCGGAGCCGUUUCACCCUCAACCUGAUCGCGGUUAUUAUAAUACACAGAUGUAUAUUCCUGAUGAUUAA
Molecule: messenger RNA, 378 nt
Organism: Medioppia subpectinata
Lineage: Eukaryota; Metazoa; Arthropoda; Arachnida; Sarcoptiformes; Oppiidae
Source: the annotation of a GenBank genome assembly